Molecule: messenger RNA, 4818 nt
Organism: Phyllopteryx taeniolatus (common seadragon)
Lineage: Eukaryota; Metazoa; Chordata; Actinopteri; Syngnathiformes; Syngnathidae
Gene: itgb2
Product: integrin, beta 2
Exons: 16
Coding region: 786-3128 (780 amino acids)
Biological process (GO): integrin-mediated signaling pathway; cell adhesion mediated by integrin; cell migration
Cellular component (GO): focal adhesion; cell surface; integrin complex
Molecular function (GO): amyloid-beta binding; integrin binding
Source: RefSeq, a predicted model, not a curated record
CAAAACUCUGAACUGGUCGCCAGUCAGUCACAGGGCAUACAGUAUAUAUAUGAUGAGAGAUGAGGAAGUGUGUUUUUCAUUUAAUUGCGUAAUAAUUGUGCACACAAAUAGUUGCCUAAUAAUUGUCCACAUAUAGACAUUCUCAUAAGAAAGCCUAAACCUCACUUUUACGUUCUUAAACAUUCUAUUUUGAAUAUUUUGGAUUAACCUAAAGCACUCUGGUUGCUGAUUAAUAAAAUAAUCCUCAAAAAUGAGACUUGCCUAGUAAUUCUGCACAUGCCAUGAUUGUUUUUUUUUUUUUUUUUUUAUAAGGAAGUAGACUGGAUUAACUGAAACAUGCGGUAAAAUAUGACUAUGAAUUGUAUUAAAUAUUUAAAUACAUUUUCCAGGCAAUGGCUAGUGAAUACUUUUCAGUUUGAUUGAUUUUACUCCUCAACAAAACUGAGUAAUGUAAGUAAAAGUUCAUUCUUGUCUUCUGUGCAAAUGUCAAAUUUAGCCAACUAUUACAAUUAAUAAGGCUAUUAUAGUCUGCAUAGUCCGACAAACUACAGGUUGAUGUACUGUACACACCUGCUGUAUAUUACUGUUAGUUUGCAAGAAAGCUUUUGCACUGCUGAAAGAGUUUAAUUGUGGAAGAUAUCAUACGAACCAACCACAGCAUGCAGAGUGAGAGCACAAAAUUCAGGCCAACACACAAUAAAUAAUCAAGUCUAAUUCUUCAUUCAUUUUUGACCGAUUAGAGAAGCCCAGUGAGCUGUUUCAAAUCUGGAUUUUUUUAAAAGGACAUGGAUCAUUAUUUGCCAUUUGUUCUGCUGCCUUUCUUCCUGUCAAUGGCUCCAAAUGGAUGGUGUCAAAAAGAAGACAUUUGCUCAAAGUCCAUCGUAAACUCCUGCAAUGACUGUGUCAUAUCUGGGCCACACUGCGCUUGGUGUCAACAACUGAAUUUCACCAAAGCAGGUGAACAGGAGUCCGCACGCUGCGAUACCCGAGCUAAGUUGAUUGGAAGAGGCUGCAAGGAAGAAGAAAUUAUUAACCCUAUGAGCAGUCUACAAAUUGAUAGGGAUGAAUCUUUGUCCACAUCAUUCAAUAUGGAAGAGCCUAUUCAGCUAAGACCACAGAAGAUAAGUCUAAGAUUGCGACCCGGGCUUCCAACCACAUUUAGUGUUUCAUUUAAAAGAGUUCAGGGGUAUCCAGUAGAUCUCUACUACCUGAUGGACUUGUCUUUCUCCAUGAGAGAUGAUUUAGAAAAAGUUAAAGAAUUGGGGCAAGAUCUCUUUGCAGCUCUAAAAAACAUUACGGCUCAUGCGCAAAUUGGGUUUGGUGCCUUUGUUGAUAAGACAGUCCUUCCGUACACCAACACCAACAAAAACAAACUGCAGAAGCCAUGCGAUGAGAAUUACCAGUGUCAAGCUACCUUUGGGUACCGGCAUGUACUUAGUAUGACACCAAGGAUUGAGGAGUUCAAAGAAAAAGUCAGAGAGCAGUUAAUUUCUGGAAACUUAGAUUCUCCAGAAGGGAGUCUCGAUGCCAUGAUGCAGUCUGCUGUUUGUGGGGAUCAAAUAGGUUGGAGGAACAGUAGCACUCGACUACUUGUGUUGGCAACUGAUGAUGGAUUCCACAUGGCUGGAGAUGGAAAAUUGGCUGGUAUCCUAGAACCAAAUGAUGAACAGUGCCAUAUGAAAAACACCCUUUAUACCAAGAGCAAUGAAAUGGACUACCCAUCUGUUGGACAACUGGCCAUGCAGUUGGAAAAAAAACGUAUUCAACCCAUAUUUGCUGUGACAGAAGAUGUGAAAAACAUGUACAAGCAACUCUCCAGUAUGAUCCCAAAAUCUGAGGUAGGAGUUCUGUCACAAGAUUCAAACAAUGUGGUUCAGUUGAUUGAAAAUGCAUACAAGAGAUUGUCCUCCAAAGUUACACUUACCCAUGAUACUCUCCCUGAAAAUAUCAGGGUUGUCUACACUCCACGCUGUGAUGAUGCAAGACAAGAAGGAGACAACAAAGGAGUUUGUGACAAUGUUCACGUGACACAGGAGAUUUCUUUUGAUGUAACAGUAACAGCAGACUCAUGCAUAGAGAACCAGACAUUCUCUAUCAGACCACUUGGUAUCAAAGACACAUUGAUAGUGACCUUAUCUACAAGCUGUGAGUGUCAGUGUAAAGAUCCAAGAGAAAGUAGCCACCAACUUUGUAAUGGCAAUGGAAGUAUAAGCUGUGGUAUUUGCAGUUGCAGGGAACACUUUGUCGGUCAGUUCUGCGAGUGCUCCAUUGGCAACAAAGAUGAGAACUCCCUGAGAGGAUCAUGUCUGAGCCCAAGUGGCACUGAAUGUGAGAGUCAUGGAGAUUGUGUGUGUGGCAGAUGCCAGUGCCACACCACAGCAAGUGGAAGCAGUUACUACGGUGACUUCUGUGAAUGUGACAACGAACACUGUGAGAAGUUCCAGAAUAAAUUAUGCGGAGGGAAUGGUAGAUGCAACUGCGGAAAAUGUAAAUGCGACCUAGGCUUUGAUGGCUCAGCGUGUCAGUGCACAAAGUCAGAGGAGGGGUGUCGUACCCCAAAUAAUACCAUUUGCUAUGGCAGAGGAAAUUGCAAGUGUAACCGUUGUGAGUGUAAAAACGGAUACCAACGUCCACAUUGCCAGACAUGUCUUGGUUGCCCUGACCCCUGCCAAACCAAAUUAAAUUGCAUUGAAUGCCUUGGCUUUGAAUCUGGUCCUUUAAAAAAAAACUGCAGUCUUGCUUGCAAAGAGAGCAUUUCGCAUGAAAUGACAGAUCAGUUUACUAUUUCGAGCAAACUGUGCCAGCAAAAGGACUCAAACAGCUGUUGGAUCAAAUUCAAGCUUGAUCAACAGUUUGGAGAGGAUAAGUACAUGGCUGAAAUUCUGAAACAGAGAGACUGUCCAGAACUACCCAGUGUCAUGGCUAUCAUCGGGGGUUCAAUUGCAUCGGUGGCUCUCAUCGGCAUCUUGUUGUUAAUGCUGAUUAAGCUGCUUAUCUACAUGAAGGAUCUGAAAGAGUUCAGGAAGUUUGAAAAUGAAAAGAAGAAAUCCAAAUGGGCAGAGGCAGACAAUCCACUGUUCCAGAAUGCUACCACUACUGUGACCAAUCCAACCUUCACUGGAGAAUGAAAAUGAGGCACAGCCUCCUUCCUCAAAGCAAACACAAAAUGUGUUGCGUCAAAUUGAAGAUUUUUUUCUUGCUAAGAUAUUAAAUGUCCUUUCUGGUGUCUGAACCGAAAGGUUCUCUGUUUUUUACCGAUUAAUUUCCCCAAAAUAAUUUGCUUGGUUAAUUUAAAAAAGAAAUUCAGUUGACAAGGUUAAUUUUCAAUUUUCAAUUUUAGAAUUGUCUGCAAAGAAUUCGACAAAAAAACUGUAGUAAAUACUGUAUUUCUGCUUUCCUAUUUAAUUUGAUAUUGUUGUACCAUUUUUCCCAUUUUAUAUUUGGGAUCAUAUGGUGGAAAACACAUUUUAAUAUAUACUUCAUUCCCUCCAUUUUCUGUACCACUUAUCCUUAUUAGGGUCAAAAGUGUGCUGGAGCCUAUCCCAGCUGACUUUGGACGAGAGGCGGGGUACACCUUGAACUGGUCGCCAGCCAAUCGCAGGACACAUAUAGACAAACAACCAUUCACACGCACAUCUAAGAACAAUUACGAAUCUUCAAUUAACCAACCAUGCAUGCUUUUGGAAUGUAGGAGAUAACUGGGGUAGAUGUAGAAAAGCCACACAGGUAGACCAGAGCCCAGAUUUGAACGCACGACCUCUGAACUGUGAGGCAGAUGUGCUAACCAGUUGCUCACUGUGUCACCUUAAUGUAGCGCAGGCGUUGGGCCGAAAACCUCCUAUGUCCAAAUUUGGUAAAUUUCAAAUUUUUACACAAAUCAAUACUAUUGGUCAGUCCCCAUGUGUGAGUGUUACAAAUUAUUGACCAAUUACAAGUCAUGCCUCUUUUAUCGCUGGGUUUAUGUUGCAGAAACGCCGCAAUAAACAGAACCUGCUAAGUAGCAACCGAUAAUUUACUGUAUAUUUCUCAAAAUUUUAAAGUGUUAUAUAUGGAAUUCAAUUUCAAUAUCUGUGAUUUGUCCACUUAAGGUCGCCAUCCACACACUCAAAACAAGCACAUACCUUUAAAACGUGGGUUUGCUUAUCUUGAGUGGCAGAAGGUCGACCCAUGUUGACGUGGUUGUAGAAAAUCAAGCUAAAUGUUGCUUUUUACUUGCAUUUGUUUGUUUACUUGCUUAUUUUUGGCCCAACCAGUUCCAUAUUGUUAUAAGUGUGUGCAUUAGCUAUACUGUAAAUCAGGCUAGAUUGGUAUUUGUGAAUUUAUUUAAUGAAACUCUCACUGUGGCUUGUCGUGUUCACUGCAUUACUUAACAACUUAACAAUUGUGUGAGUUGAAAUUUCUUAGUAAGGUUUCUUUUUCUGCAGAGUAAAAGAACCACUUUGUCCUUAUGAAAGUCAUUUUGCCACAUUAUAUUCAAAUAGUCAGCAAUGCUAACUGAACCAAAGAUGUGCAGGAGAGUCACUGCACUCAACUGAUCAUCCCACCAAAAUUCCCCUGUGCACUGAAUCCGCAAUAAGUGAACCAUGAUAUAGCGAAGUAUUACUGUAUAGUGUUGAAAAUGACUUGCUGCAAUGUUAAUGGUUCAACAAAUGUGCUGUUUGUUUUUUUUUUGUUUGUUUGUUUUUUGGUUUCCUUAAAAUUUAUGGUUUUGGAGGUAUGAGGAUUCUGCCCCACGCCAGUAACACCUUUUAAUUGCAAAUCUUAUCUGCGUUUAUAUGGUCAUUUGUAUUUUGUUUCAUUAAAAGUCAAUUAACUUUU